This is a messenger RNA of Acanthoscelides obtectus, 3672 nucleotides long. The record is from the annotation of a GenBank genome assembly. Lineage: Eukaryota; Metazoa; Arthropoda; Insecta; Coleoptera; Chrysomelidae.
AUUACCAGUGUCACGCAGUCACGCUAAUCGCUAACCCGGCUAACCCUAACCCCAUUUUAUUUAUGUUUAGCUGUGGUGAUCUGGUGAUGUGUUGUGGAGUAUAGAACAUCCUUUUCCGCUUUUAUUUGAUGAUAUUUCUUCAGUUACAUAAUGGAUUUUUCGGAUAAUAUACCCAAGGACUUGUCCGAUGAAGAAAUGGUAACAGAAUAUCUCAAUCAGUGCGCCCUUUAUACAAAUCAGGAUGAACGAAUUGCAAAUUUCCACAAAAUUCAGGAAAUAUUGCUGAGAAAGUCUCCCCACUUGUUAGUUAAAUUUCUCCAGGAUGUGCUAAAUUUUACAACAGAUAAAAAUGCCUCUAUAAAGAAAGCUUUGGUUGGAUUUAUAGAAGAGCUAUGUCGUGUACAUGAAGUCUUCAUACCAAGAGUCAUGAUGCCUCUACAUAUGCUGCUUUGUGACGAAUCUAUACCAGUACAAAAACGUGUGAUACAAGCUGCAAUUGGCAUUUAUCGCAGGACCCUAUCAUGGUUAUGUAAAGCACCCACUUGUACUGAGGAUAUGGAGCAAGCCUGGAAACAACUCAGCACUAUAAAGCUAGAAAUUGCUAAUAUGAUAGACAGUGAUAAUGAUGGCAUAAGGACAAGUUCUGUGAAAUUCUUAGAAUGUGUGGUUCUUCUACAAACAUAUCCAGAUGAAACUGAGAAUAAAAGAUCUAAUGAUUUCUCUUUAGAUGAUGUACCUCUGACGUUGAAGGUUGCUAGAAGGAGGAGGCUGGAAGAAGAGGCCAGCAACCUUUUCGAGAUUCUCGUUAAGUUCCACAACUCUCCCCACAUUAGCAGCGCCAAUCUGUUGGCAUGUGUAGGUGUAUUGACAAACAUCGCAAAAAGUCGCGCCAUGUUCAUGGAGCGCGUUGUAGAUGCUAUAGAAUCACUUUACUUCAAUCUACCACCUACUCUCACUACUACCCAAGUCAGCUCUGUAAAGAAAAAAUUGAAGACCGAAUUGACCAGUUUGAUGAAAUAUCCUGGAGCGUAUGAGUUUGUUGGGAGGAUUAAUCCAAUUCUACAGGAGUUGGGAUGUUCUCAGCAAGAAAUCAACAAGAUGAUACCAAAGGCAGACGAAAGACGUAAAUAUAACAAGAGAAUGUUGUCAUCUGAGUCUCUGAUUCAUCAGAGUGCUAUGAAAAGGCGCUUAGAACAUGAACCUAUGGACGCUGAAGAUGUACCGGUUGAAUCGCAACUAACACCUCAAGAGAUCAACGAGCAAUUUAUAAUGGAGAACCUCACAUUGGAGAAGGCAGUAUAUUUAAUAGUAACCAAUAUUCCGAAGCUACCGCCGACGUUACCUCCCGAUUUUGUUCGUGACUAUGCAGAUUUUGUCACGAGUGGCAACAUUGGAAAGGUGCAUGUAGCCAAUGUUAUGGCGGCGCAGUUCACGGAGGCCGGCGUGGGACCUGGAGCUAAGGUAACACAACCAGCAGCUGCUGCUGAAGAGAAGGAAAAAAGUCCGCCCGCACCUCCAGAAAUAUCAAGUAGGAAGAGAGAAAGAGAAGCUGAUGCAAAGGAUGAUAGAGAAAAGCCUCCAUCGAAAAAAGAAAAGAUCAAAGUUCAACGCAUCAAGACCUUGAAGCUAGCUGACAUUACCAAGCCUUUGGAUAAACGCACUAAAGAUCUCUUAUUGAUCAAUUCCGUGAAAAGGAUGCUGACACCCCAUAAAUCCACCAAUAAGUUGCUCCAUCAGAAAAUCAUUACGACAAUGGCGACAUCUUUUAACUCUGCUGUCAAGGAGACCAUCUUGUCGCACUUGCUCUCGGACCUUAGAUCCAAUGUAGAUAUCGCGCUCGCCUGGCUUUUUGAAGAAUAUAGCGUAAUGCAGGGUUUUUCGAGGAUGCCAACUCUUAGAAAAGAGAGCAAACCAGAGGAUAGCUAUAAUAUGCUGCUGUGCAGCUUCAUAAAUGUAUCCACUACUGAUGUAUUGAUAUUGUCAAGGUUGAUGCUUGAAGCGCCAUUGAUAACAGAUGAUGCGUUAGACGAAGUAAGAGCUGUUUGCAGGGAUGAAAGAAGAUCAGGUUGGGCAUUAGGCUUAUUAAAGGAUCUUACAGUCCGGAAGCCUCCAAAACAGCUGUUGUUCCUUAAUGCCCUUUUGUCAUACACAACUUAUGAAGUAGCAGCAGUACGUGACAACGCCAUAGGGCACGUAUUGGAAUUACAUAGCCGGUCAGACCUACGGCCCGUGAUAGAGGAAUUCGCUCGUAUGAAUCUGGAAUUCCUGAAGCUGCCUAAACCACCAGAAAGCUUAUGUGGUGUAAACCAGGGCCGGCUCAAGAGUGAAACAUGGGGAGAUGACUUUAUAAGAGCCUGCUUGUUACCAUAUAUAUCAUUGUUGCCAGCUAAUCAGACUCUCGUUCAUGAUCUUGCUAAGGUUUAUGUUGAGACCUCAGCGGAUAUCAAAAGGAUCAUACUCAGGUUAAUAGAAAAUCCGGUGAGAACAAUGGGAAUGGACUCACCUGAAUUGCUGAAACUCGUUGAACAAUGUCCAAAAGGCUCCGAAACUCUCGUAACCAGAGUCAUACAUAUUUUGACAGAUAAAACUCCUCCCUCUGUACAUUUGGUGGAAAGAGUCAGAGAUUUGUAUACCACCAGAAUAUCCGAUGUUAGAUUCUUGAUUCCAGUACUAACCGGACUUACUAAACAAGAGAUUAUUUUAGCGUUACCGAGGCUGAUCAAGCUGAACCCUGUAGUAGUAAGGGAAGUAUUCAAUAGGUUAUUGGGUCUUCAUGGUGACAGUCCCAUCACUCCUACAGAAUUAUUAGUUUCACUACAUUUGAUUGACCCCAAUAAAGCUGAUCUGAAGACUGUCAUUAAAGCCACAUCUAUGUGUUUGCAAGAGAAGCAAGUAUACACCCAGGAAGUGCUAGCGGUAGUACUUCAACAACUGAUGGAUCAACCAACUAUUCCCACAUUGCUAAUGAGAACAGUCAUACAAGCACUGGGUAGCUAUCCUCGACUCUCUGGCUUUGUUAUGAAUAUACUACAAAGACUGAUCCUGAAAAAAGUGUGGAGUCAAAAAGUUGUAUGGGAAGGCUUCAUAAAGUGCUGCCAGCGUACCCGACCUCAGAGUUUUGCUGUGUUGAUGCAGCUGCCUCCACCUCAGCUUACCGAGGUCCUUCAACAGUGUCCUGAUCUGAGGCAGCCGUUACAUGAUCACUUGAUGUCUUUCACUGAGGCGCAACGCGUUCACAUACCAAAACCAAUACAGGAUAUCGUCAUACUUGGGCUUCAGCAACAUCCGACCCAACCAUCAGUUGCUGGGGCGCAUGAUGAUGUCGUCAUUGUUAACCCUACUCCUACAGAAUCUGCACCACCGGCUCUAUCUGCAGUACAGUCUGAACCGCUACCACCAGGGAUGGACUAAGAAUAAUCUUUUUAUAAUAUUUUACAUGUUUGUAAAUGCAUAUUGUCAAUUAAAAGUUUAAUUCGAUACUACGUGUAAUUGAAAUAACUUAUGAAAUACGUGUGUCACGUGUUACAAAGCUUAAUAAACACAUUACCUGUAAUCGUAUUUUGACUACUGUGUUAUAAAGACAACACCUUUAAUGCAGAAUUUUACGAGAAUGUGCUUAGUAAGUUUGUGAAUUCAAUUUCACCAGACUAUUGUAUUUCCAUUAAACCAUCC